Salvia splendens (bonfire salvia) is the source of this 1674-nucleotide messenger RNA. Its product is annotated as probable inactive purple acid phosphatase 28. The transcript is spliced from 4 exons. Gene Ontology annotation, molecular function: hydrolase activity, acting on ester bonds. Bases 438 to 1463 code for a protein of 341 amino acids. Gene Ontology annotation, cellular component: cytoplasm. The record is from RefSeq and is a predicted model, not a curated record. Lineage: Eukaryota; Viridiplantae; Streptophyta; Magnoliopsida; Lamiales; Lamiaceae.
AAUGGAAGUCGGCGAGGUGAGGUGAAUUUGGGGCGGAAGCAUACACGAAUUCUUCAUUUCGGCAGUUGAUUUUCGUCCAAAAAAGGAAAGCCAAAGACAUAUCUCGCCCUCUCUCAGGGAAGAGGGGGUUACAUGGAUUCACUCUACCCUCUACCUCAUACUCGUGUGCUCAGCCGUACACCUACUCGACACACUUCUUGUCUCCCCAAAACUCAGCAUAAACCAUCAAAAUGCGAGAUUCAAGAAAGCGGCACCAACCCCUCUGCGUUUUCAUGCUGACGGCACUUUCAAAAUCCUCCAAGUAGUUUCUAGAUAUCAAGAAACAUGAUUCAGUUCAUGUGGAGGCUAAUAAUUUCUGGGCCUGUUUCUGUUUUUUUGUUUCCUUUUCAGUGAUUGAAUAUAUUGAUGGGUUUUGGCUUGUGAUGUAGGUGGCAGAUAUGCAUUUCGGGAAUGGGAAGUUGACUCCAUGUCGGGAUGUGUUGGACAGUGAUUAUGCUGGCUGUUCUGACCUUAACACAACCAGGUUUCUUGAGAGGAUGAUUCAGUUGGAAAAACCUGAUUUUGUUGUUUUUACUGGAGACAACAUAUUCGGGUCGACUGCUAAUGAUGCUGCUGAAUCCAUGUUGCAAGCUUUUGGCCCAGUUAUGAAAUCAGGAAUCCCUUGGGCAGCUGUUUUAGGGAACCAUGACCAAGAAUCUACGAUGACUCGUGAAGAACUAAUGUCGUUCUUAUCCCUCAUGGAUUAUUCUCUAUCACAAACGUUUCCAUCAGUUGAAUAUAGUGACCAUUCCGACAAAGUGGUUCCAGUUCCAAAGAUUGAUGGCUUUGGAAACUAUGAUCUCAGAAUAUGGGGUGCUCCAGGUUCCAAUUUUGCAAAUAGUACUGUCCUCAAUCUUUAUUUUCUUGACAGCGGGGACAGAGCCGUUGUUAAUGGGGUUCGAACUUAUGAUUGGAUCAAAGAAUCUCAGCUUAAUUGGCUCCGUAAUGUUUCACAGAAACUUGAGGAAAGGAAGCUGGAUAGUGACGAAUCUUCAUCUGGAACAUCUCGAUAUUUAGCUGCCAUUCCAUCAUUAGCAUUUUUCCACAUCCCGAUCCCUGAAAUGAGACAAGGUCCUAUUUACAAUCUGGUUGGUCAUUAUCGAGAGUACACAGCAUGCUCCCUUGUAAACUCUGGUGUGCUCAAGACGCUCGUAUCCGUUGGAGACGUGAAGGCCGUGUUCAUAGGCCAUGAUCACACGAACGACUUCUGUGGGACUGUAGGAGGCAUAUGGUUUUGCUAUGGGGGAGGGUUCGGAUAUCAUGGUUAUGGGGUCGCUGGGUGGGCGAGACGAGGCAGAGUGAUCCUGGCUGAACUCGAGAAGGGGGAGCAGUCGUGGGGCGGAGGGAAGAUGAUCAAGACGUGGAAACGGAUUGACGAUGAGGCGCUGAGCAAGAUUGACGAGCAAGUUCUUUGGGAGAGAUAAUGAUGAUGAUGAUGAUGCUGUCAUUCUCAAUUCAAAUUGGAUGUAAAAUGUUUUGGAUUGAAGCUUUAAGGUAGUACAUUUGUAAUUUUACUAGUGUUUGGCAUUGUUAGAAUGGAAUCUUGAUUGGCUAGUUUUAAUUGAGGAUUGAUAAAAACCUAAUUUGUUGGAUUUUAAUUAGUGAUUGAUAAGACCCGUUAUUUGGUAGCUAAAA